This is a messenger RNA of Achroia grisella, 1172 nucleotides long. Its product is annotated as luciferin sulfotransferase-like. Lineage: Eukaryota; Metazoa; Arthropoda; Insecta; Lepidoptera; Pyralidae. The coding region runs from base 1 to 1017 and encodes 338 amino acids. Gene Ontology annotation, molecular function: sulfotransferase activity. Gene Ontology annotation, cellular component: cytoplasm. The transcript is spliced from 7 exons. The record is from RefSeq and is a predicted model, not a curated record. Gene Ontology annotation, biological process: sulfation.
AUGGCUACUCAGAAAGAUAGACCUUUUGAAAUUCAGGAUGUCCCUACUGAAGAAUUACUUCAGCUACAUAGCAAUGUAGUAGGUCCUAAAGUUAAUUAUAUGCGACUGGGCCAAGCCGGUUAUUUUUUUCCCGAAGGACAUAGAGAGGAUUGCUACAAAGUGUACAAUAUGGAAGUCAGGCCUAGUGAUACCUAUGUCAUCACUUUUCCAAAAUCAGGUACAACAUGGACUCAGGAACUCGUGUGGUUAUUGGGAAAUGAUCUUGAUUACGAGACUGCAGCGAAAAUACCGCUUACUAAAAGGUUUCCAUUUAUUGAAUUGCCAAUGUAUUUUCGUGGUCCAAAAGCGAAAGAGUGGUUUGCAGAGUUGGAAAAAGUAGAUCCAAAAAUGGAAAAGUUUUGCGAAUUCGUCAAUGAUUAUCUUGACACGAUUAUCGAAGCUCCUUCACCUCGCUUCAUUAAGUCUCACCUGGCGUUCUCUCUGCUGCCGCCCAAUUUACUGGAUACUGCAAAAGUUGUAUAUGUAGCAAGAGACCCCAGAGAUGCCGCCGUCUCCUUUUAUCAUCAUCAUCAAAUUAUGAAAAUUAAUGGCUUCCAAGGCGAUUUUAAAACAUUUUGGAAUUUAUACAUUACUAACAGAAUUGAAUGGACCCCAUUUGGAGCAAAUUUAACAGAAGCUUGGGAGAAAAGGCACCAUCCCAAUAUGUUAUUCUUGUUCUACGAGGAACUUGUUAAAGAUCUGCCGGCUGUGGUGCGCCGAGUAGCGCAUUUCCUAAACAAGCCGGUAUCAGAGGAGCAGGUAGCGCGGCUCUGCGACCACUUGCACAUAGACAAUUUUAGAAACAACAAGUCCGUCAACUAUGACUACUUAAAAGAAAUUGGAAUGAUGGUACCAAACGGCCAGUUCGUUAGAAAAGGAAAAACCGGCGGAUGGCGCGAAUACUUCGAUGACGAGAUGACACAACAAGCGGAAGUUUGGAUGAAGCAAAACCUCCCUAAUGGGGCGUACAAUUUAUGAAUAUAACGCAAUCAUGUGCCUCAUCAUAUUUACCUGUUGUCACUAAUCACAGCGGCUCUAUCACUAAAACAGUAUGAUAUUAUUAUCAGAAAGGGUGUUACGGAGUCGCUCACAGACUUUGUUCUAUGCCUAUAACAUAUUAUUUCUAAAAAAUA